Messenger RNA from Paramecium sonneborni, 1304 nucleotides. NCBI's taxonomy places the organism in Eukaryota, Ciliophora, Oligohymenophorea, Peniculida, Parameciidae. The record is from the annotation of a GenBank genome assembly.
AUGAUAGAGAUCAAUAAAAUUAGUAAGAUAACAUAAGGUGAUUCUUCUUAGAAUAAACUAAAUUAGAAUUAAAUGAAUAAUUCACUUAAGAGUAAUAAUGAUGAAGAGUAGAAGAACUUUUUAAAAUUAUAAGCAAUACUAUAAUAAUCAAAAACUAAAAAUGAUAAAAACAUAAAAUCUAAUACAAUUAAUAAAAGUUCAUAAAAAGGUAUUCCUGAAUUAAAAAUAAAAGACCACAAUGGGUCGAAGCAAAAUAAUAAUGUGAUAAUUAAGAAAAAUGAUGAAUAGAAAAAAUAAAUAAAAGACCUUGUUUAAAAAUAAAAAGAUGAUAAUAAACAUCAUCAAUAAUCAGAUAUAAGCAAAUUUGAAAAAAUAAAAAAGCAUAUUAAAAUUAAUAAUUCCACUUCUAUACAAUAAGUAACAAAAUAGAAAGAAGAUAAAGAUUCUUCUUAUUAGCCUUUGAAAAUAAAUAGGUCUGUAACGAAGAUAGAAGGGGUAAUUUAAAAAGAUGAAUAAGAAAUAAAAGAGAAUUUUAAUGAUAUAAUAAUUUAAAAGAAAAAUCCUCAGAAUAAUAUAUAAAAGUAAGAUGCAAUAAAGAAAGAUUAGAAGUAAGAGGUGACACAGAAGUAGUAAAUAGAUUAAUCAAAGAAGAUUUAAUCUUAAAUGGUAGGAUAGUAACUAAUAAGUAGUAGUAAAGAUGUAGGAAAUCAAAAAUUAAUAGAAUUAUUAAAUUCAACUAAUUAAAAUAAGAAGAAACAAAAUAAUAAAGAGAAACAGAAGUAAGAAUAAUAGAAGAUGAAGGAAUAGAAUAAAUAGAUGAAUAAUUCUUUAAAAAAGGAUAAAAUAAAAGAGUUGUAAAAUUAAAAAUAAAAACCCUUUUCAAUAAAACCUUAGAUAAAAGAUUUAAGUAUUUAGAAAUAGAAUAAGUAAAAGAAUUAAGUAAAUGAUGAUUAUGAUUUGAAUGAUUCAUUUAUAAAUGAUUCAGAUAGCGUGGAUAUGGAAGAGUUUGAUCCAAAUGAAGUGGUAACAGAAUUGAAGAAGUUGUAAAGGUAUUUUUUUAAGUUUAAGAGAGUAGAAAGAAGGAGAGAAGAAAGUAAAGUGAUGAAGAUGAUGAUAUAGAGGAAGUAGGUUUCGCUGUAAUGUAAAUAGAGGAAAAGAAGUCUAGAGUUAUUGGUAUAAUAGAUGAUUACAGAGAAGAGAAAUAUAUUAAGAAAGAAAUAAAAAGAGAAAAGAAAUAAAAGAAAAAGUUGAUGGAAAUAAAAAGUAAAUAGGAUAAUAAAAUAAAUGAAACGUAGUAGUAGUGA